This is a messenger RNA of Polyodon spathula (Mississippi paddlefish), 1119 nucleotides long. Its product is annotated as N-formyl peptide receptor 3-like. The transcript has a single exon. Lineage: Eukaryota; Metazoa; Chordata; Actinopteri; Acipenseriformes; Polyodontidae. The coding region runs from base 1 to 1119 and encodes 372 amino acids. Gene Ontology annotation, molecular function: complement receptor activity; G protein-coupled receptor activity. Gene Ontology annotation, cellular component: plasma membrane. The record is from RefSeq and is a predicted model, not a curated record. Gene Ontology annotation, biological process: positive regulation of cytosolic calcium ion concentration; inflammatory response; phospholipase C-activating G protein-coupled receptor signaling pathway.
AUGACUGUGACUGGGGAACCUCUGAAACAAGACAUUGGGAAUCCUGAAGAGGUGCUGCGCUAUUUAAACCUGUUCCUCUGUAGCCUCAUCUUCAUCAUUGGGAUCACCUGGAACGGGAUUGUCAUCUGGCUUACCGGCUUCAGGGUGAAGAAGACAGAAUUCAACAUGUGGUUUCUCAACCUGGCAGUGGCAGACUUCUUGUUCAUCCUCUGUCUGCCUCUUCGAAUGGUCAGUCUUUUCCUGCGCCGCUGGUCCUUUGGUGUGGCGCUUUGCAAAGGGUAUUACUUCCUUUCCACUGUCAACAUGUACACCAGCGCCUUCAUCCUAAUGGCUGUCAGUAUUGAUCGCUGCAUCGCAAUGGUCUACCCGCUGUGGCAUCGUAACCACCGACCAAAGCAACUCGCUCAAAAGGUUAGUCAGUGCCUGUGGGUCCUGACCUUCGCCAUGAGCCUGCCUUUGGCUUUUUAUUCAAAACUUAAAGAAACCAAAAAGAAUGUUUCUAACUGCUUUGUGGAUAUAUAUGUUGCCACCAAUGUCUCGGAUGUGCAAAACAGCACUUCUCGGGAGGGACAACAAAUGCUGGCCAAUGUUUUAGCGGUCUUCCUGCCCAUUUUCAUUUGUGGCUUUUUAAUUCCUCUCGGAGUCAUCACCUCCUCCUACUCGGUCAUUGCUUACAGGAUGAAAACUGAGCGGCUCCGCUUCAGCAACCUCUACAGAUUGCUUGUGGCCGCCGUGUUCUCCUUCUUCAUCACCUGGGCGCCGUCUCGCAUUCUUGGGAUAGUCCAGGUGAUUGCCAUCUACUCCCAAAGAAAGGAAGUGUUCCAGCAUUUACAACCGUACCUCCCUCUGGCCUCGAGUAUUGGCUACAUAAACAGCUGCAUCAACCCCGUCCUGUACGUGCUCCUCAGAAAAGAGUUCAAGGACAAGCUGUGGGCUCUGAAGGAAUCCAUGCUCAGAAGAUUGCAGGGGACAAAGGACUCCAGUAAUGUGACCUCUACUGGAAGGGAGCUUAGCCUCUGCCAUACCUGUCCUCCUUCUAACCAUCUGUUUACUGCAAGCUUGCAAGGAAAUAAUACUGUGAAUACAGGCUUAUAUAUUAACAGCAAUAACCAGGCUUAG